Messenger RNA from Trichobilharzia szidati, 1320 nucleotides. The record is from the annotation of a GenBank genome assembly. NCBI's taxonomy places the organism in Eukaryota, Metazoa, Platyhelminthes, Trematoda, Strigeidida, Schistosomatidae.
AUGAUGCAACUGCCUAAAUUACUUAUCUCUUCGACAAAUUUAUCCUCAACUUCACCAUCUCCUUCAUCAGCAGUACCUUAUGAUAUUGUAAUAUCAGGAUCAUCAUCAGCAUCGAAGAAACGCAGACGGCAGUUUAGUUCAGAGAGUUGUCUGUCCUCUCCAUCACAUGCUUACAGCGUUGUUGAACAUGAUGUGGUGGUUAAGAAACGGAGACAUUCACAAAAGAAAAAAGAUAAGCGGAAACGUCGUCAUGAACAAAUUUCUGACUAUCAAGAACAACAACAUCAUCAUCGACAUCAUCGGGACCAUCAUCAGCAUCACCAGCAUCAUGGAAAGAGUGGAUACGCUUCAUCUUUUGAAGAGUAUAACACUUUAAGUAUGAAUAAGAUUCGUCGACGGAGCGGUUCCUCAUCAGCAUCGCAUACCUCAUCUACCUCAUCAUCCUCCUGCUCCUCUUCCUCUGCGUCCUCUUCAUCGACAUCGUCUUUAUCACCGACAAUUCUAUCGAAUACAAUAUCACCUCCUAAUCAAGAGGAAGGAUUUCCUCGACUAGCCCCACUACGUAUCCAUUUACCUAGAUCAAUUACUUCACAGUUAUCUGCAUCAGAGUCUUGUAUAGAUAAUCAAUCAUUUAUCGAUCAUACAACUAGUGGUGGGGUUGGUCAACGAAUAGCAUCUUGUGGAAUGAAUUACAGGAGUACUUAUACUACUAAUAAUAAUGGUAAUAGUAAUAAUAGUGUUGUAAUUGAUCAUAAUGCCAAUACAAGUCAUAUCCAGAUAAAUCAUUCCACAAAACGAAUCCAUUUAGUUCCAGAAAUGUGUAUUACAGAUAUUACAGUGAAUGGUUUAACGAUAAGUAUUAAAGAAUGCAGUGGACCUAGAAAUUUCUUUGGGAUACCAACUAGUCAAGUUGUUCAAUAUAACUCACCUUCAUCCUCCGCGUCGAUAAAGAAGUCUGGAGAUACUUCUAUCGGUGAUGAGUAUACCACACCAACUACUACUACAACGACAACUAGUAGUACUUCAACAACCACGACGACAACAACGAGUUCGUCAGCUGCCUCCGCUGGUGCUUCUGGUGCUGCUGCUUCCACGUUGAAUAGCACGACUUCAUCAUCGUCGACAAAUACAACCAGUACACCGCCGACAACAAAUAAUAAUACGCAUUCAUCUACUACACGUACUGUUAAACCAUUAUGUGUUGUUAGUUUAAAAGAGCAGAAUGUUUUAACGACGUCGAUAUUGUCACACACCACCACCACCACCAGCGUCGACAAAGUUAGAAUCCUCUGGAGUUUAUCAAACACCACCACUGACUGA